Iphiclides podalirius (scarce swallowtail) is the source of this 3762-nucleotide messenger RNA. Lineage: Eukaryota; Metazoa; Arthropoda; Insecta; Lepidoptera; Papilionidae. The record is from the annotation of a GenBank genome assembly.
AUGGAUGAAGUUGCGAAAUUAGAACAUCUAUCUCUAGUAUCUAAAAUUUGUACAGAAUUAGAUAACCAUUUGGGCUUAAAUGACAAAGAUCUUGCUGAGUUUAUUAUUGAUUUAGCAGACAAAAACCCAACUUUUGAUUUAUUCAAAAAAGCACUUAUCGAGAAUGGUGCCGAAUUCUCCGACUCCUUUAUGACCAAUCUGCUUCGUAUUAUUCAGCACAUGAAACCAGUGAGUGCUUCUACUGAGAAAAAUGACAGAGUAACUUCUAACUCCAACCCCUUAGCUAUGAAGUUUCCUGGUUUAGCUAUUCCUAACGAGAAACCACAUUCCUUUGUAUCUGAUGAAAGCAGUGAGGAAGAUGAGAAACAAAGUAAAAGGAUGACAUCAAAGGAUUUGUUUAAAGAAGAAUGUAAAGUAAAAGAACCAAAUGGUAAUGUUGUUAAACAGGCAAUGGCAGAGCUGGAAGCACUUGCACCUUCUAACAUGAAUUUAAAGAAGGAAGAUAAAAAGGAAAUACAAAAAGAUCAAAAUGACACUAAGAUAAAAAGGGAAAGGUCCAGAGAUAGACAUAGAAAACGCAGCAGAAGUAGAGAAAAAAGGAGUAGAACUCCGGACCGUAGGAACAGAAGUAGGGAUCGUGAUAAGGAGAAGAGGAGGCGCUCAAGAAGCCACCAUCGUCAUAGAUCAAGGUCUAGAGAUAGACAUAGGAGAUCUAGGUCUAGGGGCAGAAGAUCUAGGUCUAGAGGCAGAAGGUCUAGGUCCAGAGGUAGAAGAUCAAAGUCAAAAUCACAAUCAAGGGUUAUAGAUCGGGAAGGAAAAGACAGAUAUAAGGAUUUUGAAAAGAGACCAAGGAAGAGAAGCCCUGAAGUAGAAAUGAGUGAGGAUCCUGAGCCUGGAAAGAUCUACAGUGGUCGAGUUGCAAACAUAGUACCAUUUGGAUGUUUUGUUCAAAUUGAGGGGCUGAAGAAGAGAUGGGAGGGCUUAGUUCAUAUCUCUCAACUUCGCUCAGAGGGGAGAGUGACAAAUGUAUCUGAUGUUGUAUCCAGAGGAGAUAAGGUUAAGGUCAAAGUGUUAUCGCUAACUGGACAAAAAGUGUCACUCACUAUCAAGGAUGUUUGCCAAGAAACGGGAAAAGAUCUGAAUCCUACGUCCCAUGCGCAUCUAGAGGCAGAGCGAGAGGGACGUAACCCAGAUCGACCAGCUCCUGCCGCAACGGUACUUGCUGGUCUUCAGGGGAACCUUGACCCUGAUGAAGACUCCAGUCGGAAGCGUGUCACAAGGAUUUCCAGCCCGGAGCGCUGGGAGAUUAAGCAGAUGAUAUCCUCCGGUGUUAUCGACAAGAGCGAAAUGCCCGACUUCGACGAGGAGACCGGCCUACUGCCAAAAGACGAAGACGGCGAGGCUGACAUCGAGAUUGAGUUGGUGGAAGACGAGCCUCCAUUCCUUCAAGGGCACGGCCGGGCACUUCACGAUCUGUCACCAGUGAGAAUCGUCAAGAACCCUGACGGUUCUCUGGCGCAGGCUGCAAUGAUGCAGUCGGCUUUGGCCAAAGAAAGAAGAGAACAGAAAAUGCUCCAGAGGGAACAAGAAAUGGAAAGCCUGCCCACAGGUCUUAACAAGAAUUGGAUAGAUCCACUUCCGGAAACGGAUGGUAGGGCGCUCGCGGCUAACAUGAGGGGUUCGGGGAUAACCCCACAGGAUCUGCCGGAGUGGAAGAAGCAUGUUAUUGGAGGAAAAAAGUCCUCAUUCGGCAAAAAGACUAAUUUGUCCCUGUUGGAGCAGAGGCAGUCUUUACCCAUUUACAAGUUAAAAGAUGAAUUGAUAAAGGCGGUGGCGGACAACCAGAUCCUGAUCGUGAUCGGCGAGACGGGCUCGGGCAAGACGACGCAGAUGACGCAGUACGUGGCGGCGUGCGGGCUGGCGGCGCGCGGCAAGGUGGCCUGCACGCAGCCGCGCCGCGUGGCCGCCAUGUCGGUGGCCAAGCGCGUGGCCGAGGAGUUCGGCUGCCGGCUGGGCCAGGAGGUCGGCUACACCAUCCGCUUCGAGGACUGCACCGGCCCCGAGACGGUCAUCAAGUACAUGACGGACGGCAUGUUGCUGCGCGAGUGCCUCAUGGACCUGGACCUGAAGAGCUACUCCGUAAUAAUGCUGGACGAGGCGCACGAGCGGACCAUCCACACGGACGUGCUGUUCGGACUGCUCAAGCAGGCCGUCCAGAAGAGGCCCGAGCUGAAGCUGAUCGUGACUUCGGCCACCCUCGACGCGGUCAAGUUCUCGCAGUACUUCUUCGAGGCGCCCAUCUUCACAAUACCCGGGCGGACGUUCCCCGUGGAGGUGCUCUACACCAAGGAACCGGAGACGGACUACCUGGACGCGUCCCUCAUCACCGUGAUGCAGAUCCACCUGCGGGAGCCCCCCGGCGACAUCCUGCUCUUCCUCACCGGCCAGGAGGAGAUCGACACCGCCUGCGAGAUCCUGUACGAGCGCAUGAAGUCGUUGGGGCCCGACGUGCCGGAGCUGAUCAUCCUGCCCGUCUACUCGGCCCUGCCCUCGGAGAUGCAGACGAGGAUAUUCGAGCCCGCCCCGCCCGGCUCCAGGAAGGUCGUCAUCGCCACCAACAUCGCGGAGACCUCGCUGACGAUAGACGGCAUUUACUACGUGGUAGAUCCGGGGUUCGUCAAGCAAAAGGUCUACAAUUCGAAGACCGGGAUGGACUCACUGGUGGUUACGCCGAUCUCGCAGGCGGCUGCGAAGCAAAGAGCGGGCCGCGCGGGUCGCACGGGCCCCGGCAAGUGCUACCGGCUAUACACUGAGCGAGCAUACCGCGAUGAGAUGCUGCCUACCCCUGUUCCAGAGAUACAGCGCACGAACCUUGCCACCACGGUACUCCAAUUGAAGACUAUGGGCAUCAACGAUCUUCUGCAUUUCGAUUUCAUGGACGCGCCGCCCGUCGAAUCACUCAUCAUGGCAUUAGAACAGUUACAUUCCCUGUCAGCUCUCGACUCGGAAGGGCUGCUGACAAGACUUGGUAGAAGGAUGGCGGAAUUCCCCCUAGAGCCCAACCUAUCGAAGAUCCUUAUAAUGUCGGUGGCGCUGCAGUGCUCUGACGAGAUCCUGACGAUCGUCUCGAUGCUCAGCGUGCAAAACGUGUUCUACCGGCCCAAGGACAAACAGGCGCUCGCCGACCAGAAGAAGGCAAAGUUUAACCAGCCCGAGGGUGACCACCUCACUCUACUCGCAGUGUACAACAGCUGGAGGAACAACAAAUUCUCCAAUGCAUGGUGCUACGAGAACUUCGUGCAGAUCCGGACCUUGAAACGUGCCCAGGAUGUGAGGAAGCAAUUGCUCGGCAUCAUGGACAGGCACAAGUUGGACGUCGUGUCCGCUGGGAAGAAUACAGUGCGGAUUCAGAAGACGAUAUGUUCCGGUUUCUUCCGGAAUGCUGCAAAGAAGGAUCCACAAGAGGGGUACAGAACCCUCGUCGACAGUCAAGUAGUUUACAUUCACCCCUCCAGUGCACUGUUUAACAGGCAACCUGAAUGGGUAAUAUAUCAUGAGUUAGUUCAAACUACAAAGGAAUAUAUGCGCGAAGUAACCACAAUAGACCCCAAAUGGCUUGUGGAAUUUGCCCCGGCCUUCUUUAAAUUCUCCGAUCCAACAAAACUUUCCAAAUUCAAGAAAAAUCAGAGACUGGAACCUCUAUAUAACAAGUAUGAAGAGCCGAAUGCCUGGAGGAUAUCAAGGGUCAGAAGGAGAAGAAAU